Messenger RNA from Rhododendron vialii, 1094 nucleotides. RefSeq names its product NDR1/HIN1-like protein 1. The record is from RefSeq and is a predicted model, not a curated record. Gene Ontology annotation, biological process: defense response to other organism. NCBI's taxonomy places the organism in Eukaryota, Viridiplantae, Streptophyta, Magnoliopsida, Ericales, Ericaceae. Bases 206 to 832 code for a protein of 208 amino acids. The transcript has 2 exons.
UAUGCACACUCAUUAGUCGUUCCUCACACGGCAUGACCAUUUUAUAGCAAAGGAUCCAUGCGGCCUGCGCCCACUCUCUCACCCACUAUAUUCGCCUUCCACGCACCUCAUAACCCCACAGAACACCGUCUCUUACUUUCUCCCAAACGCCUAGCUCCGCCGUCCCGAAUCCCAAUCCCCCGCCGGCCGGCCGCGAUCAACAAACAUGUCGGAGAAGGAGUGCGACCACCACAAGGGCAAGUACGGCAGGCUCGUCCGCGGAUUCCUCGCCGGACUCCUGAUCUUGCUCUUCAUCCUCCUGGUCGUGUUUCUCAUAACAUGGGCCGUCCUCCAGCCUAAGAAGCCCCAGUUCGUGCUCCAGGACGCCACCGUCUACGCCCUGAACGUCUCCGCUCCCAACUUCGUCUCCUCCACCAUCUCCCUCACCAUCUCCUCCCGAAACCCCAACGACAACAUCGGCAUCUACUACGACAAGCUCGACGUCUACGCUACCUACCAGGACCAGCAGAUCACCUACUACACCGCCAUCCCGCCCACGUAUCAGGGUCACCAUGACGUCAACGUCUGGUCGCCGUACAUAGUCGGAACCAACGUCCCGGUGGCGCCGUACAACGGACUCUCCCUAAACCAGGACACUGCAGACGGAUCAAUAGUGUUGUUCAUCAAAAUCGACGGCCGCGUGCGGUGGAAGGUCGGAACGAUCACCACCGGCGACUACCACUUCGACGUCACCUGUCCGGCGUUCAUCACGUUCGGUAGCCAGAGCACGGGGAUCACCGUCGGCAAUGCAAUUAAGUACCAGCUGGUCCAGAGUUGCAGCGUCAGCGUGUGAUAUGGCGGGGACCCAGUAACCUACGUUGAUAUAUUGUUAAUUCCUAUCUCUUAAUGCCGUUGUAUUUCGCAAGUUGGUUCAGGACAUCCGUCAUAAAAAAAAAAUUGCAGUCGUAGUUUUUCAUUUACAUUUUUGGCUUCUUUUUUUGAUGGUAUAGGUGCUGUAUUUGUAAAUUUUGCUAAUGAACAAAAAAAGAAGAGAGACAGAGAUAGCAAAAUUGCAAUAUUCUGAUUUAAGUUAUAAAAAAUAUUGCUUUGGAAUA